AUGCCAGCCACUCCGUAUCUUCCAGAUGAGGUAUGGAGGUUAGUUUUUCAAUUUGCGCUGGACAGCGUGCGAUUUGAAGGGAUGUGUGGGGGUGCGAUUGAUAUGUUCGAAAACGAUGAUGAUCUUCGCAUCCUCAGGGCUCUGUUAGACUUAAGGAAUGUGUGCAGGAGAUUCGACGUCCAUAUUCUCAGUGUAUUUGUUGAGCGGGUGAGAAUGGAUACAUCGCUGGGUCUCUUUGGCUUCCUACAACUGUAUCCGACGUUCAUGAUUCGCGUAACGUUGGAGUUAGCACUUCGGAACAGUUUUCGGGGAUCUUGCGGACUAGUUGAUGCCGUUCGCUCGACGGCCGACUACAUGGUUACGAACCUGCCCCAUGAUGACCAUCGGAACAAGGAUGUACUAAGAGAACAUUAUAUGAAAUCUCUCUGCGGUGCGGCCCUUGUACAUCUUACAGAUUCAAGGAUGUCCACGAAACUCUGGUUAAGAAACUGGAACCCGAUUCCCGAGAUAGCGGCUCGCGACCGUGCUUUAGUCGCAGCAUCUCUCGAUAACGAUACGGAGCUCAUAAACCUGCUUUUGGAAAGGGCAGCAAAUGUCAACCAUGAAGAUAUCUACUUUGGCAAUGCGUUAUAUACAGCUGUUUUUUUACGGAACACCGAAGCGACAUCCCUCCUCUUGGCCAACAAGGCAUCCUUACUAUACAGCGAUAUGUCAGGGAAAACGGCGCUGCAUAUUGCAGCCCAAAAAGGGUACGACGAAUGCGUUGAGUUGGUCCUAAAUCAAACAUCCCGCAACGACGUUGAUCGGUUUGACCAUAUGCGCCGCACCGCGCUGUCCUGGGCGGCAGAGGAAGGGCGUGUGAAGGUCGUCGAACUCUUGUUGAAGGUGGGCAGUGCAGAUCCGCAAACUCAUGAUUCAAGGGGUGUCAUGCCGUUGGAUUUUGCUGUCGCUGAAGGACAUCAUGAUGUCGUGAAACUUCUUACUUCUUAUCGACUGGAUAGGAGGCGAUUUCCCUGA
This is a messenger RNA of Paracoccidioides brasiliensis Pb18, 1017 nucleotides long. RefSeq lists its product as uncharacterized. Gene Ontology annotation, molecular function: protein binding. The coding region runs from base 1 to 1017 and encodes 338 amino acids. The record is from RefSeq and is a predicted model, not a curated record. The transcript has 2 exons.